Emiliania huxleyi CCMP1516 is the source of this 1709-nucleotide messenger RNA. Its product is annotated as peroxiredoxin. Gene Ontology annotation, cellular component: cytoplasm; mitochondrion; peroxisome. The record is from RefSeq and is a predicted model, not a curated record. Gene Ontology annotation, biological process: hydrogen peroxide catabolic process; cell redox homeostasis; cellular response to oxidative stress. Gene Ontology annotation, molecular function: thioredoxin peroxidase activity. The transcript is spliced from 5 exons. Bases 1 to 1209 code for a protein of 402 amino acids. Lineage: Eukaryota; Haptophyta; Isochrysidales; Noelaerhabdaceae.
AUGAUGUUCUGCAUCGUGGUGGGGGCCUCUGCUCUCCUACAGCAGGCUACGCCAAGCCUCGUGGCAUCUGUGGCUACGCCAGCUAUCACACAGCGAGCGGCGACGCCGGCGAUGGGCCUUCUCGGCCGCGUCGCCGGCCGCCUGCGUCCCAAGCGCAAGCUCAACAUUCCCGUCAUCGAGGUUGGCUCCGUGCUCCCCGCCGUCGAAGUGGAGGUGGUUCCUCCGAACGCAACGACGGAAGGACUCGCCGAGAGCGUCUCGCUCAACAUCGCGGAAGCUCUUGGAGAAGGCAAGUCGUUCCUGAUCGGCAUGCCCGGUGCCUUCACUCCAACGUGCACCGACCUCCACCUCCCUGGGCUGAUCCAGUCGGCAAAGACCCUGGGCGAGUACGGCGUCUCCAACAUUGCGGUGGUGACCACCAACGACCGCUGGGUCAUCAGCGCGUGGCGCGACUCGCUGCGCGACUGCGUCGGAUUCGGCGACUCGAGCCUCCCUCCCAUCUGCAAGCGGACGGAACCUUCUCUGAACCUUCUCACAACCUUCCCCGUAGGAGAGUCGAGCCUCCCUCCCCUCUGCAGGCGGCCGGUACCUUCUCUGAAGCUUCUCCGAGCCUUCUUCGUAGGAGACUCGAGCCUCACCUACCUCGCGGACGGCGACGGCGACCUGGUCAAGGCGCUCGGACUCGUCGAGGACAUGGGCUUCGGCGUCGGGCUGCGCUCGAAGCGGUUCGCGCUGAUGGUCGAGGACGGCGUCGUGACGCGCGUCGAGGUGGACGAGGGGAUGGACGAGCUCCGCACGACCGGCGCCGCCAGCUUGCUCCAGAUCGCAAAGCCGCCCGAGGUUGAGGCCGAGGAGGCUUCCGAGAUGGACCGGAAGACGGUCCUCGGCGGAGCGGCCGUCGCCCUCCUCACCGCCGUCGCCUUCUUCAGCCCCGGCUCGCUCGUCGCCAGGCACCACUUGGGCCUCGCGCCCGAGGGGCCGCGAGGCGGCGCCUCCUCCGCUCGCUCGCUCGCGCGGCGCGAAGCCGGAGGAGGAGGCGAUCGAACCUUCUAUGAGCCACCCGAACCUUCUAGGCGACCCGCCCGUGUUGUAGGCUCGAGGCCGGACAAGGAGGCGAGCGAGAUGAUGGCGAGCAAGGCGGCGGUGCGGGCCAAGCUCGACGCGGCGGCCGAGACGGCGGCGAAGCGCGUGCGGGCGGACGAGCUCUAAUUAGCUCUUAAUUAGCUCUUAAUUAACUCUUAAUUAGGCGGCGAAGCGCGUGCGGGCGGACGAGCUCAAGCGGGCGACGGCCUCCUAGGCACAGCGCCGCUCUCCAAAGGGACCGGCGGCCUUCUGUGGCGACAUCCCGCUCCCCAGGCGGCGCUCCCGCAGCGGCUGCUUGCGGAGAAGAGGCCGGCGAUCCAUGGGCAUGUCUUGAGCGCUCCCAUGCACGAGCGUGCGCUCGCCGUUUAUCCGCGGCGGCGCGUGCUCCAAAGCGCCGCAGCACACGGGGAAGUGUGCCCGCAGGAAAGUUCCUUCAUGAUCGAGUGAGCUGAUGAGCGUGUGCGCUAGAGCUUGAGCUCACCUUGCGCCGCCACGCGUGUACAUGCUAUGUCGGGGCUUGACGCGUGCCCCACCGCGGCAGUCCCGCUGCCGGAGUCGUCUGCAGAAAGAUCGUGCGUGAGAGUUCUCUGCCGGUCGUGUGUGCGUGUUGACGAUUAUUUUGCGAG